AUGGCAGUGGAAAAGCUCGCAAAAGUUACUUCAGACAGAUUUGAGCGAGUAGAAGGAAGGUUGGACCAACUCACUACAAUGUACAGGAAUAUAGAGGUCCAAAUUGGUCAAAUUGCUAGUUCGUUGAAUAAUCGAAGUCAAGGCGAAUUACCUAGCAAAACAGAGGUCAAUCCUAAGGAGCAUGUGAAAGCCAUUACUCUUCGUAAUGGUAAGCAAUUAGAAGAUCCUCCAGUGAUGGAAGUUGAGAAAGAUGAGAAUGAAAAACAAGAAGAAAAGCAGAGGAACCAAGAGGCGAUAGUGGAAGAAAAUAGCCGGGAGGAAUCAAGAGAAAAUCAACCAUCAUCUUCCGCUACCAUUCCAAUACCUCCUGCGGUUCCAUUUCCACAAAGAUUAAAGCAAAAUAAUCUUGGCCAAGGAAAAGGGUUUUCACAACCUUCAGAAAUUGAACCUCCAAGGUUAGAGCUUAAGCCACUUCCAACUCAUCUAAGGUAUGAAUUUCUUGGAGAAAAUAGUACUUUACCUGUAAUUGUUAGUGCUGAUCUUGAUGAUGAGCAGUGUACAAAAUUGCUAAGAGUUCUAAGGAAGCGUAAGAAGGCAAUUGGAUGGACAAUUUCAGACAUUAAAGGUAUAAGUCCUUCUAUAUGCAUGCAUCGCAUUUUAUUGGAGGACAAUUGCAAACCAGUGGUGGAAACACAAAGAAGACUCAAUCCAAACAUGAAAGAGGUGGUAAGAAAUGAAAUUCUUAAGUGGCUUGAUGCAGGUAUAGUCUUUCCUAUCUCCGAUAGUGUUUGGAUUAGUCCAAUUCAUGUGGUACCAAAGAAAGGUGGAAUAACUACAAUCGUGGGUAAAAAUGAUGAAUUGAUUCCAUCUAGACUUGUGGUAGGGUGGAGAGUGUGUAUUGAUUAUCGUAAGUUAAAUACGGUAACAAGAAAAGAUCAUUUUCCCCUACCAUUUCUUGAUCAAUUAUUGGAGCGAAUAGCAGGAUAUGAAUUUUACUGUUUUCUUGAUGGUUUUUCAGGAUAUAAUCAAAUAGCUAUAGCUCCAGAGGAUCAAGAGAAGACCACAUUUACAUGUCCUUAUGGCACUUUUGCUUUUAGAAGAAUGCCAUUUGGUUUAUGUAAUGCUCCUGCAACUUUUCAACGAUGCAUGAUGGCUAUUUUUUCUGAUUAUAUUGAGAAAAUUAUGGAGAUAUUUAUGGAUGAUUUUUCUGUGUAUGGUUCAUCUUUUGACCAUUGUCUUCAUAAUUUGGAAAAGGGAAUUGAGGUGGAUAAAGCCAAAAUAGAAGUUAUCGAAAAAUUGCCACCCCCAAGCAAUGUCAAGGGGAUAAGGAGUUUUUUAGGACAUGCUGGCUUUUAUAGACGUUUUAUUAAAGAUUUUUCUAAAAUAGUAAAGCCAUUAUGUGAUUUAUUAUGUAAAGAUACUCCUUUUCAAUUUAAUGACAAUUGUUUGGUUGCAUUUGAAAGGUUGAAAAAGGAAUUGAUUUCGGCCCCAAUUAUAACUUCACCCGAUUGGUCACUACCAUUUGAAUUGAUGUGUGAUGCAAGUGAUUAUGCGGUUGGAGCAGUUUUGGGACAAAAGAAAGAAGGACGAUUGCACGUCAUUUACUAUGCUAGCAAGUUGCUAAAUGAGGCACAACUCAAUUAUGCAACGACAGAAAAAGAGCUAUUGGCAGUGAUAUUUGCUUUGGACAAAUUUAGAUCCUAUUUAGUAGGAUCUAAAGUUAUUAUAUAUACUGACCAUUCAGCUCUUAAAUAUUUGCUGCAUAAGAAGGAUGCAAAACCUAGACUAAUUCGGUGGAUUCUUUUAUUGCAGGAAUUUGAUGUGGAGAUAAAAGACAAAAAGGGAUCGGAGAAUCUAGUUGCAGAUCAUUUAUCACGUUUGGAAUAUAUCCCAAUCAAAGAUCAGGUUCCAAUUCAAGAGAAUUUUCCGGAUGAGUUUGUCCUAGCACUUAGAAAUUCUCCAUGGUAUGCAGAUUUGGCUAACUACUUGGUCAGUGGAGAGAUUCAAAAGGGGUUUAAUUAUCAUCAAAAGAAGAAAUUCUUACAUGACGCCAAAAGUUACUUUUGGGAGGAACCAUUGCUAUACAGACAUUGUGCCGAUGGUAUGAUACGUAGAUGUAUUCCUGAAGAUGAGGUUUGUGAUGCAUGCCAAAGAACUGGAAAUAUAUCUCGAAAAAAUGAAAUGCCCCUGACUACGUUCUUGGAAGUUGAGUUAUUUGAUGUAUGGGGUAUUGAUUUUAUGGGACCAUUUCCUAGUUCUUUUAAUAAUAAGUACAUCUUAGUAGCAGUGGAUUAUGUUUCUAAAUGGGUUGAAGCAAUCGCUUCACCUACUAAUGACUCUAAGAUUGUACUUAGAUUCCUUAAAAAGAAUAUUUUCAGUAGAUUUGGUAUACCCAAGGCCAUAGUAAGUGAUGAAGGGAAACAUUUUUGUAACAGACAAUUGGAUUCCUUAUUGUUUAAAUAUGGUUGUAGGCACAAGACAUCACUUCCAUAUCAUCCUCAAGCCAAUGGACAAGCAGAGCUAGCUAAUAGAGAGAUAAAGCUCAUUUUGGAGAAAACUGUGAAUAAAUCACGCAAGAAUUGGGCUACAAAGCUAGAUGAUACACUAUGGGCUUACCGAACGGCAUUUAAGACACCCCUAGGGAUGUCACCGUAUCGUUUAGUCUAUGAGAAAGCUUGUCACCUACCUGUGGAGAUUGAGCACAAAGCUUAUUGGGCAAUUAAAUCUAUUAACAUGGAUUGUGCUAUGGCUCGUACAAGGAGGGCUCGUAUUCGUACUCCUACACCAUCGUCAAGUGAAGAACAUACACCUUCUGUGCAUGAGGAGUCGCCUGAGGAAGAAUCUCCUUCGCCUGAGUCACCACCUCGAUCUCGCCGGAAGACUGCAUCCACUGGCCGUGAUGAGCCACCGCCAGAUUACGAUACCACACGAUUCACAUCGCUCGAAAACCAAGAGUGGUAUGAAGCCGGCCUAGCCAAGGAGAUCAUCAUUGAGAAACACUUGGCUCCAGAGGUGGAUGCGCACUACCAUAUUUCGACAGCAUUCAAGCGACUUGGAUGGGAGAACAUCCUUCAAUUGCCCAAGUACUACUACCCCAACUUGGUCCGGGAGUUCUACGCCAAUGUGGAGAACAAGCAGAGCCACAGUGGCAACCUCAUCGUCUCGUGGGUUCGAGGCAGGAAAGUGGUUCUCAAUCGAGAGGCACUGCGAUGUUUCGUUCAACUCAUAGACGAAGGCGAAGAUGUCAAACUGACUAAGGAAUUCAAGGCUCGAGACCCUUGGCAAGUGGGAGAAGCCGUGGAGCGUCUAAAGGGUCAGUACCGUGAGCGAGGAACUUCGAAAAAACUCACGGUAUAUGCCGACUCCUUUGAGCAUCGAUACCACCUGAUCUUCUAUCUUUUUGCAUUUAAUGUGGUGCCGAAAAAGAGUGGUAAACGGGAGAUCCGAAAUAGCGAUCUCUAUUUUCUGGAUAAGAUGAUACAUGGAUUGGGUAGGCAGUUGACUGGCAUUCCUCUACCCAGCAUUAUCAUCAGCUAUAUGCGGACCACAGCUCGCAUGAGGGCCGGCGAGACUUGCUUCGGAUUCCCUCGACUGCUAUCCCUCGUGUUUGAGAAGCUCAAGGUUCCUCGUGGAACCGAGAGAGCGGUGGUAACUAGGUCUGUCGAGGAGGUAAAUGCUUCUAUACUCAACGCUUUGGGUAUUUCUACGGAUUUUGGAGCUGCUUUGGUCCGGGACACAGGAGAAGCAUCGACUUCCACUCAGCCUCCGCCUCACACUGAACUACAAGCGGCAACCCAAGAGACGGAGGCACAGCAGACUCUUCCUCCUCCGGUUCCGCGACCACCUCCUCAACCGCGCUCCAAGUGGCAAGAGCUUCUCAAUGCUAUUUGUUGUAUGGAGACGCGAGUCGUCGAGCGCAUUGACCAGACGGAGCGGGUGAUGACUGAGCGCCUCGACCGACAUGAUUGCCGCCUUCGUGCGAUCGAGGAUCAUUUCCAUAUCCGACGGUCCUCUACUCCGACACCUCAUCAGGAUGAGGGCCAUAUUGGUACCUCACAGGGUCCUCAUGGAGCCGAGGAGGCAGUAGACCCUCGUUCCGAGCAGCCAUGA
Messenger RNA from Coffea eugenioides, 4110 nucleotides. RefSeq lists its product as uncharacterized. NCBI's taxonomy places the organism in Eukaryota, Viridiplantae, Streptophyta, Magnoliopsida, Gentianales, Rubiaceae. Gene Ontology annotation, biological process: DNA integration. The coding region runs from base 1 to 4110 and encodes 1369 amino acids. The record is from RefSeq and is a predicted model, not a curated record. Gene Ontology annotation, molecular function: nucleic acid binding. The transcript has 5 exons.